AUGGAUCAGUGGAAUGUAACUGCCCCACCUCUUUAUCUUUGGAGCUGUCGAGAGUGGAGUGCAAAACACAAGGCAAUAGCUCAAAAGCAUGGUCAUCUGUUCAGCCAACAGGAAAGAUCAAAUUUGGAAAAAAACCACUUUGAAACAGAAACCCCUGAUCCUGUUAAUGGGCAACAUAGCAAUGCUGGUGCAUUAAUAUUGGCAGGUGAUAUUCCCUUGCAAAGUAGAAGGCCACAAGAAUCUAAUUGUGGAGUAGUGAAUGAUGGUCAUGAAGGAUGGCGGCCUUGCAAUAACGGUGACAGAGAAAGCCAAAAUAGUCAUGGCCUUGGGACGAGCCAUUGUAAUGAGACCUCCAGGAAGAAAAGACAAGGUGAAAAAAAGGUUGAAAGAGGAAUGGUCAAGAAAUCGCUGGAGGGCAGACACAAUGGUGGAAAGAAGCAUUCUGUAAGUGAUUCAUACAAUGGAGUGCAUCAUCCUUCUCCACCCAAAUCUAGAUCUGCUGAAAAGCCAUCACCUGCUGACAUCAGUGAAAAUUGUUAUAAGCAUUUGGACCCUAGCUUGUCUGGUUCAUAUACGCAGCAUCAUGGAACACCUUAUGGCGGGAGCUCAGCCAGCAUUCAGGAUGACAUGAAUAGAAGGCACAAGAUGAAUAAUCACGACCCUUAUUUACUCGAAAUCCAUGGAUUGUCCAGUGGUGGCAAUAUGGAGGAGCAAUUUACACGAUGCAUUAGAGAUGGUACACUGGGUAGUGGCUAUAGAUCAUAUGUCAAAGAAUUGGAGAGAGAGUCAGAUAGACAGUCACAAGUUCGCCUUUAUGGGCAAGAUGCUGAUUCUGUUGAAGGGAAUUAUCUAAGUGGGCGUGAUCUGGGAUAUGGCCAUAUGGGACCAGCAUUAGCUAUACCUUAUGGCCAUUUAGGAUCGGCACCAGAACCAUCCUAUAUGAUGAACAUGUCGGCGAUGCAGCGAUAUGCGCCCCGGCUUGAUGAAUUAAACCAUACAAGGAGGAACAAUUUGGGCCCCGAACCAUCUCAGUUGAAUAGAAGUGGUAUUUAUGAUCCUAGAGCACCGGGAGCUGAAUACCAGUUUGGCUCGAUGGGCUUUGCUCCUGGUCAUCAUCCUUACUCACACCGCUCGGCAGGCUGGCUCAAUGAGUAG
Messenger RNA from Dovyalis caffra, 1155 nucleotides. The record is from the annotation of a GenBank genome assembly. NCBI's taxonomy places the organism in Eukaryota, Viridiplantae, Streptophyta, Magnoliopsida, Malpighiales, Salicaceae.